This is a messenger RNA of Monopterus albus (swamp eel), 2938 nucleotides long. Its product is annotated as GTPase IMAP family member 4-like. The record is from RefSeq and is a predicted model, not a curated record. Gene Ontology annotation, molecular function: GTP binding. NCBI's taxonomy places the organism in Eukaryota, Metazoa, Chordata, Actinopteri, Synbranchiformes, Synbranchidae. The transcript has 3 exons. Bases 197 to 1198 code for a protein of 333 amino acids.
AAACCUCAUUGCAUUUGCCCUGAAUUCUUUUACUUUCACUUUGCUCUUUAAAAGGCGUGUUUUCUGGGGCAGAGCGAAAGGAAGAGCUGACCUGAACAAAGAAAGUUUGAGAGUAGCUGCGUCAGAAACUUACUGCUGACAUUAUCCAGAAACCGGCAGCUUUAGUGACAGUCCAGUCGGUUGACCUGCUUCUGCCAUGUCCUCUGACAACGUGGCCGAUGCCGAGCAGGAGCUGGGGGAACAGGAGCCCACCUUGAGGAUCAUGCUGCUUGGGAAGAGUGGAGCUGGCAAGAGCUCUAGUGGGAACACCAUCCUCGGUAGACAGGCGUUUAAAUCCGACAUGAAGCUGACGAGAGUCACUCGACACUGUGAGAAAGAGGUGGGGAAGGUUGGGAACGUGCCCGUCGCGGUGAUCGACACGCCAGGGCUCUUUGAGACCGACCGCAACAAGGAGGACAUAGUCCGAGAGAUCCUGAUGUGUGUCAAACUCCAGGAGCCAGGAGCUCACGCCUUUGUGUUUGUAGUGCCUUUAGGCAGGCUGACCCAGGAAGACCAAAACACCACCGCACUGAUCGAAACUUUGUUUGGUCCAAAAGUGUGGGACUACACCAUCGUGCUCUUCACGCACGGAGAUCAGCUGGAAGGAAAAACUAUAAACGAUGUCAUCUCCGAGAGCGACGACAACCUCCGCAACUUCAUACGCAAGUGCAGUGGUGGCUUCCAUGUGUUCAACAACAAGGAGCCGGAAGACCAGAAGCAGGUGACCAGCUUCAUCGCAAAGAUCCAGACCCUGAUGGCCCUGAACGGAGGGGGUCAUUACCACACAGCGCUGUAUCCUGAAAAGGAGAGGAGGAUCAGGGAGAGACAGGAGAACAUCCUGGCAGAGAAAGAUGCUGAGAUCCGCCGCAAGGAGGCGGAGCUGAAGGAACGGUACGAGGGGGCCGAUCUGGAGAUGAGGAAGAAGAUGCUGUGGAGGAAAGAGGAGGUCAAUGCGAGGCAGGCUGCUGAGCAGCAAACCAACAUUUUCAGCAUUUGGAAACCCCUCCUGCUGCUGGUGCUGCUGAUUCUGCUGGUAGUCCUGGCUGUUCAGGUAUCACCUGUGUGGCUGCUAGGACUAGUCCCCUGGAGUUUCAUUUUCUUCAAGAUGUUUCCAACUAUCUCCACAAAAAUGCCAUGGCUGUCUAAGAAAACUGAAUAGAUGUCCUUUGAGUUAGACUCCCCCUGCUGACCUGAGCUCGCCGGGUUCUGCACAACCCCCCAUCACUGAACCUCUGCCGUAGCUCACAACUCUGACAAGUCAUCCACCAUGCCCCCCUCACCUGCAGUGGGUGAAGCCUGAGAGGUGGUGUGCCCCUCGUCCCUGAAAGAGGGCCAUGAGAGGCGUUUAGGAGGGGGAAGGGGUGGAAAGUAACAGGGCCACAGCCGGCCAUGAGGUCCCUGAGGUUUUGUAUUAUGUGUCUGAACACGUUUUUAUUUUCAGAAUGAAAUUGUUUUGAUAUCGUUAUAGCCUAAAAUCCCCUGCUAAUGCAAUAAAUGUGCAUGUGAGGUGGAUAGCCUAGGCUAGUCCUGGUCAGGACCGGCUCCUCACUGGACACAUCUCCCAGUCGGGACAUGUCUGUGCACAAUAUUUUAACAGGGCUGGGUAAACAAACUGGGCACACCUGCUAAACCGACCACUUACUCACCAUCACUGUGAAGUCUUUUCUCUUGUAAACGCACACUACAAUGUUUGAAAACCCUUCCAAUAGAGCACAAAUCACGGGUUUAUGUAGCUUGUCCUGGUGUGUUUUGGAGUCUCCUUUUCCUCGCUCUGGUGCACCAAGCAGCAGUUUGCUCACUACCGUCACCAGUGGUCGGGGGGGGGACACCCACUUCACCUGGACCAGUCACAACGAGAAUCCGACUACCGUUAAAUUAAAGGACUGCUGAUUCUUUUCGCCAUGAAAUGUGUUUCACCUUUUGGAAUCCAACGUUCACAUCUUAAAAUGAUUUUAAAUAUACUGUCUUCCUUUCCAACAUCUCAACUCCAUGUGGGGUGCCAACCUCAGUACGUGCACUUUUAUUCAUCUGGAUUUGUACAUAUUUCUGAACUAUUCAGUUAUGGCCUACACCUUAGUUUGAAGUUAUCCUAGCAACCUAAUUAGUCAGAACACCUGCCUCAAGUUAUGCAUGCAGCAUCAUGUUGACCUUUUCAUGCAUGAAUUAUGAUUAACACCAGUAUGUUUCUUUAGGUGUUACUUGAUGCUACCAUAUGAUUUUUUUUACCUCCAGGGGUCUCCUCCUCAAGAACGAUUGGCUAGCCUCCUAAGCUACUCAGCCUUUCUUGCUUUCCAUCAGCCAUCUUGGUUUUGAAAAAAUAUUUUUGCACUAAACAGUGGCUGACCAAUGGGUGGCAUAGUAUAGGAUGACACGCUAGCAUCCACUGUAAUGGGUGAUAUGCAACUACACAGUCAGAACUCAUGUGCAUACAAGAAAACAGCUUUUAAAUAGCCGUCUAAUGUAGUGACCACUAUGCAUGAAAAGGUUAAUAAUCAAUGAACUGUGUGGACCUCGGUUCCAACGGCCCUGGACAGUAGCACAGCUUAACGGAUCACCACACAUAGGCUUUGUUUAAACAAGACAAACUGUAGGUUCUUGGCACAUAGUUCAUGGUUGUCUUUGCUGCCCUUGUUCUGUUUGUUCAUGAUUGUUUUGCCAUGUAAUUCUGAUAAAUGUUUAGUGUGGUAUUUUACCCUUUUUUAAAAAAAUAAUAUUGUGACUGAUUUGAGAUUUCAUUGGACAUGGAUGUGAAAAGCACAGUGCGGUCUUCCUGUUAUUGCAGUAUGAUUUCAAAGUAUUGAUUCCUUUGUUACACUUUAAGUAUUUUACUGACUGACCUGUUUGGUUUGUUUAUGAUUAACUGUAAAUUCCUCACAAAGUUAAACUCUUUAUACUCGAU